Molecule: messenger RNA, 783 nt
Organism: Rangifer tarandus platyrhynchus (Svalbard reindeer)
Lineage: Eukaryota; Metazoa; Chordata; Mammalia; Artiodactyla; Cervidae
Source: the annotation of a GenBank genome assembly
AUGGGGCUUCUAGAACUGUGCGAAGAACUGUUCGGCACCGUCGACCUUUACCAAGUAUUGGGCGUGCGGCGCGAGGCCUCAGACAGCGAGGUCCGACGCGGCUAUCACAAGGUGUCCCUGCAGGUGCACCCGGAUCGGGUGGGCGAGGGCGACAAGGAGGACGCCACUCGCCGCUUCCAGAUCCUUGGGAAGGUCUACUCCGUUCUGAGUGACAAAGAACAGAGAACAUUAUACGAUGAACAGGGAACAGUGGACGAGGAUUCUGAUGUGCUCAGCCAAGACCGGGACUGGGAGGCCUAUUGGAGAUUACUCUUUAAAAAGAUAUCUCUGGAAGACAUUCAGGCUUUUGAGAAGACAUACAAAGGUUCUGAAGAAGAGCUGACUGAUAUUAAACAGGCCUAUCUGGACUUCAAGGGUGACAUGGAUCAGAUCAUGGAGUCUGUGCUGUGUGUGCAGUACACAGAGGAACCCAGGAUAAGGCACAUUAUUCAACAGGCCAUUGAUGCUGGAGAGGUACCGUCCUAUAAUGCCUUUGUCAAAGAAUCCAAGCAGAAGAUGAAUGCAAGGAAAAGGAGGGCUGAGGAAGAGGCUAAAGAAGCAGAAAUGAGCAGGAAGGAGUUGGGGCUUGAUGAAGGAGUGGAUAACUUGAAAGCAGCCAUUCAGAGCAGACAAAAGGAUCGGCAAAAGGAAAUGGACAAUUUUCUGGCUCAGAUGGAAGCAAAGUACUGCAAACCUUCCAAACGAGGAGGGAAAAAAACGACUUUCAAGAAAGAAAAGAAAUAA